Messenger RNA from Owenia fusiformis, 378 nucleotides. Lineage: Eukaryota; Metazoa; Annelida; Polychaeta; Sabellida; Oweniidae. The record is from the annotation of a GenBank genome assembly.
CUGAAAUAAAUGAAAGUGGAAGUAAAGGGAGCGAUUUGAUUGGCUUUGGGGCAAAAACUCUGCCAAGUGGAAUAGCAACAUAUCAAAAUAAGUCUGCCAAUGAGCAUCCAUACAACCUCCCCACUGUGAACCAUGGUCUAUUCGGAGCUGACGCAUCUACCACAUCACCUGUACUCAGCCAAUCAGAUAGCUUACAACAAAAUGGCUGCAAUAUUCUGCAGAUGUCACCCGACCUACGAGAAGUAACCUUGAAGAGUUGCACACCAUCUCCAUCUAUUGGAAGUCUCACAUCAUCACCAACUCCAUCUUUUGAGCAAAUUAGUAACCCAAGUAGUCCAGAGACAGAUAUAAAUGAUAUUGACGCAGUUCUCAUAUCUC